AUGCAGUUCCCAAUACAAAGCCCAACGGCUGUUGGGGGAGUGUUCCGAUGGCUGCUCGUUGUGUUUCUAUUCCUGCAAUACUCCCGCUCCUUUACGCCGAUCGAUGCCAAAUCGCAGACGUCGAAGCAGUUGCGCGUUUGUAUCGUGGAAGGCAGUGGCAACUACAAGAAGGGCGCCCAGAACUGCCCGACGCUAGAGAGAAACUCCAACGUGCGCUGCGUGUUCGGGCUGGACCGGCUGGACUGCCUACGCAAGAUACAUAAGGGCACCGCCGACUUUGCCGCCUUCUCCCCGGAGGACUUCCUCGCGGCCCGCUGGUCCGGCGUGGACAUACUGGUUACCAGCGAGCUUCGCUUCCACAAUGAGCACUUCGAGUACCAAAUAGUGGUGGUGGUGGACAAUGAAGCCGAGAUCAACACGGCCCGGGAACUUCGGGGGAGCAAAUUCUGCCAUCCGGGGCACGGUCUCAAGAACCAUUGGACGGAAGUGUUGGCUGAUUACUUCGAAACGAGGCUUACUCCGCGGGAGUGCGAGGAAGAACUUUCACCGGUCGAAUCGAGGAUUAAAUCCGUCGCCUCCUUCUUUGGCCCAUCCUGUCGCGCCGGACCAUGGGUACCGGAUCCGACCGAGGAUCGUCGUCUAAAGAAAAAAUAUCCGUCCCUGUGCCAGCUCUGCUACAAUUCUUACCAGUGUGCCAUCGGUGACAAACACUGGGGCCGCCGGGGGCCACUGUACUGUUUGACGAGUGGUGCCGGCGAGGUCGCCUGGGCCCGGUUGGACGAUGUGCAGGGUCACUUUGGGUUCGCGGGACUGCAGGCCGAAGCCAAUCCGUCCGAGUACAGUUUCCUGUGCCCCGACGGGCACCUGCAGCCACUCGACACCAGGAAACCGUGCGUCUGGGUCGCCAAACCGUGGCCUGCCAUCGCCGCCAAGUCAAAUGUUGCCAAGGAGGUGCAGGACCUGGUGGCGCAUUUAACGCAUGACGACGUCAAUAGUUGGCAGAACGCGCUGCUGAUGGUUCUGGAGACCUAUCACGUGAAUGUGACGACACUCGAUACCGUCAUCCCGGUGGACGACUAUCUGGAUCAGGCGGUUGGGUUCCAGCAGGCGUACAGCAACCCUGGCUGCAAUCCCCCGAGAUCGAUCGUGUUCUGCACCAAAUCGCUGCUGGAGUUGUCCAAGUGCUCCUGGUUGCAGGAGGCGGCCAGCGUGUACGGUGUAGAGCCGGGUCUGCAGUGCAUCCGGACGGAGAGCUUGGACCAGUGCUUGGCUAAGGUGCACUCGAAGGACGCGGACGUGGUGAUCGUCGAUCAGGACAAUGCCAUGCGUGCCCAACGGGACUACGGACUGCGGCCGAUACUGUACGAGUAUUCGUCGAACGCGUUACACAAGUAUCUGAUAGUGGCCGUCGUCGCCCGUAGCGCGAGUCUACGAUCAGGCUACGAUCUCCGCAACCGGAAGGCAUGCUUCCCGCAGUACGAGGGUGCGGCCCACUUGGCCGUGGUGGCAGCACUUCGGAACCACUCGAUUGGAGACGUACAAAACUUCUUCUCGGACAACUCGUGCAACUGGAAGUCAACGAGUCGCUGUUCUGCAGUGUACGACGGGGACGAUGGUGCCAUGCGGUGCCUCCAGGAUGGCGCAGGAGACGUAGCAUUCGUGAGUUACGAAACGUUCAAGGCACUCAAGAGCUCUAACACCACCAAACAUCAAGACUGGACCGUCUUCUGUCCGUUUAACAAGCCGAUCAAACACAACGCACUUUGCUAUCUCGGCUGGACGUCGGUGGGCAGCGUAAUGAUCAACAAUGGUACGAUCUCGCGUCGCGAGAAGGAAAUCUACAACGCCAUGAAGGACAUCGAUAAGCUGUUCGGGCGCAAGAACGGACUGAAGGCGGAGGCGUUCAACGUGUACGGCACAUUCGACAGUCGGAGCGACGUGCUGUUCAAGGACUCCACCGAGAGUCUUCGAAGUCGAACGGAAAUGCUUCGUGACAAGAACGAUGGUUUCUUCGAGCCGACACCGGCGGAUCGAUUGCACACCAGCGCGGCCUGCACAGUGCAUGUCAACCGAAUUCUAAUACUGUUAGGAAUAUUCGCGAUGGUCCUAGCGACGUUUCGCGAAAGUUAAAGUCAGGAUUAAGGAGUCCUAUGGAUGAAUGAAUUGCUCAUUAAUUAGUCGCUAAAUAGGAGAACAACAAAUCGCAUCGCCAGUGUCACAUCCAUCGUUGGACAUUAGCCCCACUCCCCCAAAAAUCGUGCACUUUCCUACAAAGCAUUGAGAUUUCUAUCGUCAUUAAGAUCCCAGAGUACCGUAGCUUAAGUAGAUAACAAUUCGAUUGCCCCAUCCAAUCGCCCGUUACUCACUGCGAAUUGUUUUUCCGGUAGGAUGAAAAAAGCGAUGUUUUAAGGCGUUCCUUUCCUGCCUUCUGUUUCGACAAAGUUCCUGAGGUGCCGUCUCAAACUGCGCAUAGAAUACUCCUCACUUCGUGGGCCGCCUGCAGUUGAACUGUACUCUCAUCAUUAGUUGAAUUUCGACUUUCGU
Messenger RNA from Anopheles coustani, 2544 nucleotides. Its product is annotated as transferrin. Gene Ontology annotation, cellular component: plasma membrane; recycling endosome; early endosome. Gene Ontology annotation, biological process: iron ion transport. The record is from RefSeq and is a predicted model, not a curated record. The transcript is spliced from 7 exons. NCBI's taxonomy places the organism in Eukaryota, Metazoa, Arthropoda, Insecta, Diptera, Culicidae. Bases 1 to 2130 code for a protein of 709 amino acids.